Messenger RNA from Meloidogyne enterolobii, 1032 nucleotides. NCBI's taxonomy places the organism in Eukaryota, Metazoa, Nematoda, Chromadorea, Rhabditida, Meloidogynidae. The record is from the annotation of a GenBank genome assembly.
AUGAAAUCAAAAGAAAUUCAAAAGAAGGAAGAAAAUCUUUAUAAAGAAUUUCUUUCAAAAAUAAAUAAAGGUGCCUAUUUAUAUCAAUAUUCUGGUUUGUGGGCACUUGGAUUAGAUUUAUUGCCAAUUAGGGCUGGGAGAUUAAUUAAUUUAUUUGUUUAUAGAGGAUGUACAUGUGCUUUACAAGCUAGGUUUACAACACCUCUUUCAAUUGUAAAACCAUUUAAACAAGAUAUACUUAAUUUAACACAAGAAAAGCAAUGUAAAAAACGGUUUACAAAUCAAACAUUUAAUUUGGGCAAAAUUAAACAAAGAUUUAUUAUUUUUGCUUUAAUGCCUGAUAAAAAUGCAAAAUACAUAAAAUUAAAUUUUAAAAUUGAUAAAUUAUUAUUAAAUAUUUAUAUAACUAAUUAUUCAAUUAAUUUUGAUGUUAAAAAUUUCAAAGGUUCCUGGAUUAAACAUACACUUCCAAGUAAUUAUAAAAUUGGAGAAAAAAUAUUCUUUAGCUAUGGAGAUAAUAUAUAUUUUAAUAUAAUUUUACAACCAUAUUAUUUUUGGAUUUCAACUGAAAAUGAUAAACAUUUUUUGUCCGUAAAUUCUUUUUGGCCGAGCGAUUGGUUUAAUGAAAAAAUAUUUAAUGAAAAUACUAAAGGAACUGUACAUAUUUCUGGUGAUUUAGUUCCGAUAUCAAUGAUUAGUGUUGGACAUUUAGUUGGAAGAAAUCGCCUUCAUAGACCUUCCAAUCAGCUUUACCCAGCACCUGUAAGAAACACGCCUUUUAUAAAUACAUUGAAAAAUGCUGAAAUUCAAAACGGAACAAGAAUAAUAAUUCGAGGAUUUAUUUUAAGAAAUUCAAAAAUUAAUAAAAUGGAAGUUGCUUUGCUUCAUGAAGUAAUGGAAUUAACUGAUAAAUGUAAUAAUUUAAUAAUUAAUUUAGAAAUAUUUCGAAAUUUAGUGGGUGCUUUGGUAUUAUUAGUUGAAAUUAAUUUUACUGAACAAAAAUUAUUAAUCAAAUCUAAUUAUGUAAGUUAA